Molecule: messenger RNA, 1209 nt
Organism: Gavia stellata (red-throated loon)
Lineage: Eukaryota; Metazoa; Chordata; Aves; Gaviiformes; Gaviidae
Gene: MEI4
Product: meiotic double-stranded break formation protein 4
Exons: 5
Coding region: 1-1209 (402 amino acids)
Biological process (GO): homologous chromosome pairing at meiosis; spermatogenesis; DNA recombination
Cellular component (GO): lateral element
Source: RefSeq, a predicted model, not a curated record
AUGCGUUCUUCAGUCAUGGAAAUCAAAGAUGGAAGAGAAAAUCAAGUUUGGUAUUUGAAAAUAUCAAAACUAGCAUUGGCUUUUGCAAUUAUCCGCUCAAAACCACUAGGGAAGAGUUGCAAAGAAUACACUGAGCACCUUGCCAAAACUAUAUCUGAACAAGAUUUUGGGUGGAAAUCAAAAGUUGAAGCACUGGAAGCUGAAGUUCUUCGAUUACAUCAGGAACUUCUUUUGAACAAGAUCUGUCCAAGAUUCUGCUUGAAAAAUGGAAAACCAGAUGCCUCUACUGAAACUCUUCUGCAUCAGGAAUGUAUAAACCCAAUGAGUUACUCAAGCCAGCUAGAAGACUCCGGAUGUGAUGUGUCUAAUGAUUAUGCAUUUGAUUCUUUAGGCAUAGGUUCUGAUUUUCACCAAUCUGAGCAUGUUGACACUUCUAAACAUUGGUUAGAAAGAGUUCCCCCAUUGAAUCUUUGCUGUACUAGUAAGGAGGAAUCUCUGACUGCUCCAGUGCAGUUUUUGCAACAUCUACUUGAAAUAAGAAAACUGUCAGAAAGAGGAAUUCUUCAAGCAGACUUCACAGAGCUUGAGAAUGAUUCUUUCACCGUAUGCAAUUCAGUGUCUCAGUUGCUUGAUGGACUGACUGUUUUUUACAACAGUCCUAAAUUUCCAGUUUCUAAUAUUCUUACUGAAGCGGUUUGUGGUUUGAUCAGUUUAAUAACUGAUACUAAAUUAUCUAAUCAUAUUUUGAAGAAAUGUUUCAAGAAGCUGGAAGAAUUUAAGAAAAAUCUAAUUCGGAUUAUUUUAGGAAACAGCGAUGUUAAUAGGUUUCAGACACUGCAUGCUGUAUCAAACACGCUGGUUUUGCUAGGAAGGAACAACAUACUAAGAAAUUCUUUAAUAUCUCUUCUACUAUCAGAAGUACGUCAGUUUGCUGAGCAGCUGUUGCAAGCUCACCAGAUCCAGGCUGUGUAUGACGUUACCCAGUAUGAAAAUAUUUCCCCUUUGUGCAUGAUUCUGGAACAACUUCUUCAAAAUGAGACAGAAGAAAGUAACGUUUCAAGCUCAGACUAUGAUGGAGAAGAAAAAAUCAAAUUUCUGAAGAACCUCGAUCAAAUUAUUCUUCACCUCUCAGAUGAAUUCCCUUUGUUUUCUUUAUAUUUAUGGAGAGUGAGUGUUCUUUUGAACUCAGCUCAAAUACAAAUUGAUUAA